AUGUUUCUUCAUAAUUUAUUAAAUAAACAUCAUCAACAUAAUCAACCACAUCACCCACAUCAUCACCAUCACCAUCACCAUCAUCGUCAACAUCAUCAUCAUUAUGAUGAUAUGAAACAUAAUAUUUACUCAAAUUAUUAUCCUGGUCAUACUUAUGCUGCUGCUGCUCCUCCUCCAGGUAGUCCACCACCAGAAUAUGGGUUCAAUCAUUCACCAUUUAAUGCCCAUCAUCAUCAUCAUCAUAAUCAUAAUCGUCGUCAUUCAUUUGGUCCUCAUCAUGAACAUGGCCACCACCACCAUGAACAUCAUGGACCUCAUCAUCAUCGUUGA
Messenger RNA from Candida albicans SC5314, 330 nucleotides. RefSeq lists its product as uncharacterized. The record is from RefSeq and is a predicted model, not a curated record. The transcript has a single exon. The coding region runs from base 1 to 330 and encodes 109 amino acids. Lineage: Eukaryota; Fungi; Ascomycota; Pichiomycetes; Serinales; Debaryomycetaceae.